CCGCGCUCGCGCAGGGAUAACCAGUUUCGUUCUAGAAGUAAACAAAUAAAGAGCUUGGAGGAUCGUCCGGCUAGCGCCAUUAUGGAUACGUUAAAUAUAAAACCGUUAAUUAACCAUCAUUCGUGGUCUCCGGACGCGCCUGCUGGCGUGGAGGCCACAGGAGCCGCAGGGUCGUAUGCACCGGGCUCCGCCGUCGCGUCCACCUCGUCUGAGGAGCGCGCCAUCCGCCGCGUUAUGGGCCGCUGGGGCGCCGAGUGGUUGAGCUGACUCGACAGCCCGGCCUCCCCCCUUCCCGGCCCCCACUGGCCGGCAGACCACCCCCUGCCGCCCCCGCGGUGGGGGGCUCCCCGCCCGGCGCUGCACCUCACCCUCCAACAGUACGAGGAUCUGGUCGCGAAAGCCGAGGCGCUGCUGAGCCGUCUCGUCGUCUCAGAAAACUAUGACUCUGUCAACAACUUCCUUACUCUCUAUGACGCGUACAUGGCCUCUCCUGACCCGGCACUUCACGAAUUCUUCCAAAAAUACAACCCGCCAAUCAGACCCAAGAAGAACACCUGUGUGGGAUUAGGCAUGGAAGUGAUGAAGAAGCUUAAAGUUCUGGAGAAGGACUUCCCGGGGAUUACCAAGUCGAUGAUGCUGGUGUCUUGUGAUGAGAAUAUUGAAGACCUGGUUGACUACGCGACGUCGUUCCCUGGCCCACAAGGGUUUCUGAUCGAGACAGAGAAGGACCACGUGAUGGCGGCGAUUCACGUGAGAAUCGCCGGCCGACCUGGCGUGUUCCUCUCUGACCUGGGCUACCACAUCUCCAGGGUCGUCACCGUUAUGGCUGAUCGAUGCUACCCUCACACUGGUUGGUUCACCCAAUCAGACGAGCCCCACUGCCGCAAGGAGUAUAUGUACCAGCUGAACCUCCAGAACACCAACUACAUAGAGUGGCACGAACGGGAGACCAGGGGUGCCAACGUGAAAGAGCGUCUGUCUCUCAUCUACGUCGCUAAAGCCUACCUCACUGCAGUCAGUGUCACCGAGAAGAGAAACCUGGUCUGGGACUUAAGGAGUCUUCUGGCCAGGGACCCCAAGGGCCGUCUGACCGCUGGUAUCUACUUCCCGCUGAAGCCCAAAACUGUGGAGUUCACCAUCUUCUACGAAGGCAACAACGGCAAGCAGAGGAAGAAGAUGAAGUUUGAAACCUUCAUGGAGCUGCAGAAGAUACCAGAUGAAGUAGUAGACGAGGUUGAGCAGUGUAAUGACCAGCUCCGCCUGCGUGAUGGCGAGUUGCUCUCCAUCCUGAAACGCCUCGCCACCAUCGUGUCAGACGACGAAUAUAUGGAAGAACUCCUCGAGGUGAAUAACAAGAUCGUUCAGCUGUCCGUUGGUGCGUAAGGAUCCUGGGACUUCCAAGGAACUAACGUUGGAUGGGAAUUUCGAAGAACUGGAGAACUUGGGAAGGAACCAAUACCGUUGGGAAGGAGUUUUGAGGAACUGAAGAUUGGAAUGGACGGAAAAUUAUUUGAAAUUGGAAAGGGAUUCUCUAUUCCAUUGCAUUGAAUAGUUUUUUGAAAUAAGAAUGAAAACUGGAAUCUCAUGUUUUUGAAAUUGGAAAGGACUUUUUUAGAGAUUGGAUUGGCUUUGAUGAGAAUUCUUCACCAAUCUCUUUUUCGUCACCGGGAUUUCUUCAUCUUCUGGCGUAAUGGUUCCAGAAAACGUCACCUAACGUCGUCUUAGAGUAAAGCAGAGGGUUUAUUAUCUUCUUUCUUUAUAAAGUAGUAUUUCUUCAUUAGUUCUUCACGGUUUCUCUUUCAUUUAGAUUCAUGUAAUAUUUAGUUGCUUAGUAGUCGUAGAAAUUAACAAUCUUUCUGAGACAUUAAAGAGACGGUUAGCAAUGGGAAAAAUAAAUAAAAAAAUGUUGAAAAACAUAA
Molecule: messenger RNA, 1919 nt
Organism: Pectinophora gossypiella (pink bollworm)
Lineage: Eukaryota; Metazoa; Arthropoda; Insecta; Lepidoptera; Gelechiidae
Exons: 6
Coding region: 481-1383 (300 amino acids)
Source: RefSeq, a predicted model, not a curated record